CAGUGGUAGGAGCAUUGGAGAGGAGCUCGGAGCCAGAGACUGCAGCACAUCCUCCGCUGCUGCUGGCCCACCUGACUGCACGGCACAGCGGACAGCCAUCACAGCAAACCCCGCGUCCUGGAGGCUGGGGGAAUGGGGGGCACCUAGCCCGCUUGCUUCCUAUAUUAAAAAAAAAAAAAAAAAAGAUUUUCUUAGAAGCGGAGGAGAGUCACGGUGCAGCAAGAUGGUAUCGUGGAUUAUUUCGAGGAUAGUAGUCCUUGCCUUUGGGACGCUCUAUCCAGCGUACUCCUCAUACAAGGCUGUCAAAACGAAGAACGUGAAGGAAUAUGUGAAGUGGAUGAUGUACUGGAUAGUAUUUGCGUUGUUCACGACAGCAGAGACGGCCACAGACCUGCUCCUAUCAUGGUUUCCAUUUUACUUUGAGCUAAAGAUUGCCUUUGUAAUCUGGCUCCUGUCCCCAUACACCAAGGGCUCCAGUGUCCUCUACCGGAAGUUUGUCCACCCAACCCUGUCCAACAAAGAGAAGGAGAUAGAUGAAUACAUCGCACAGGCCAAAGACAGGAGUUAUGAGACCAUGAUGAGGUUUGGAAAGAGGGGUCUCAACCUGGCUGCUAAUGCUGCUGUCACUGCAGCCGCCAAGGGGCAGGGCGUGCUGUCAGACAAGCUGCGGAGUUUCAGCAUGCAGGACCUGACUCUCAUCAACGCUGACGAUGACCUGGUUCUGCACACAGACGCCCGCAUGAGACGGGACCACUUGGACGAGAUGAGCUCAGGGGCAAGCACGCUGCCCCGGGCCAAAAGCACUGCUGCACGGCAGACCCGCUCUUUGGCAGCCACAAACCUUGCUGAUGACGCGUCAUCCCAACACAGCUCUGACCAAUCAGACACAAGGACUGAACACUCUGAUGAAGAUUUGGGAGAAAAAGCCCCUAAACGUGUUACUAGCGUCAAGGCAACCAAGAAACCUGCCGCUGCUAAGACAGAGACUCAAACCAAGAUGGUGAAAAAGCCGACAAAGAAAAAGACCACGACUAGCAAUGCAGAGACGCCACCAUGAGGCCUGCUGUUCACAUCCAUCGGCCGACACUCGCUCCCCCACAGCCUGCAGGCCCUUCUUCCUCUGUUGGUCUCCACACAAACACAUUUAUAUAUAUAUCUCUCUCUAUAUAUAUAUAUAUAUAUAUAUAUCAAGCACUGAAAAUUGUGUCACUCUUGCUGGUUUUUAGAGCAAAGUGCAGGUUUGUUUUUUAGCAGUAUGUGGCCUCCUUUAGGUUGGGAACAGUUCUUUUAAGUUUUACCGGGUCGUUGCAUAUUUUGUCUCUUUAAUUACUGUGAGCUCAUCUCUGAUUUAACAGUCGGGAUGUUUCUUUUAAUCUGAUAAUGAUUAGUGAUAUAUUUAUAAAUUCCCCUUUAUCCUCUCCUUAGACAUACAGUCCCCUUAUUAGGUGAGAACAUAAGCUGGCCUUGUGCAGUUUUUCAGUCUGAUUGAUGUUACCGAUUCAUUUUCUGCUGCAGAUAUUCUUAAUCGAGGCUGUUUUUGGUUGAAGUAUCUCCUGUAAAAUAUCCCAUUAUUUACUCCUCUGUGCUUACUCCUACAUUGUAUUAGUUGAAAUGUAAAAAAUCUCACCAUCCAGAUUUGUGAAGGCCCAAGUCUGGGUCCUCAUCUGGACCCGGCCAUGGUGGUAGAAAUCCUCAGAUGCUGAUGUCUCGGAAGCACAGACAUUUGGCCUUUUUUAGAAGAGAAGUAAGGCGGUUGAGACUUUAACACCUGCACUGACUGAUGGUUGUAGACGUCCUUAUUUUCUCUUCCAGACCUAAUAGUUCCCACUUUUGUCAUUCAGCCACCACCCUGUCCUAGCUCAAGAAACUCAAGUCUAAUUUUACAGGAAUACUUGUGCUUUGGUUUCUUUAGUUUACCUUAAUUAUAACAUUUUUUGACUUCAUUUUAGGCCUCACAGCUUGUGGAGGAGUUUAAAGACUAGCUUCCCCCCUCAUUAAGCCUGUAUACCUCUGAGUGAGUCUGGCUCUGCUAGGUUCAGAUCUCGCUAAUGGCAACUUUCUUCCUCACUGCUUUUUAAUGCGACUUUGAAGUCAUGUGCAGUACUGGUGAUGGAGUGUUUUUUUGUUGAGUGUUGGCUUAGUUAUCCAUCUAUGCAUCACUCUCGAAGUUAUAUUCCUCCACCAUCAUUGUUUUAUUACACUUCUAGUUGAGUCAGUUCUUUUUGGUCACGUGAUAUUAGUAAUAAGUAAGAUCAGUUGUGCAUAUUCGGGCCUCUUAAGGUAACACUGUAACUGGGCUCCCUCCCGAUAAAAUACAUUAGUCAUAGAAGAGUUGCCUGUGUUUGUGAGGUAACAUAUCUGCUUUCACCACAGUAGAAAUGUGUGUUUGUGUUCAACAUGAGAAAGACGUGGAGUAGCUCUGCACUUCCUCACUCCUUUUACCCCGCUGUGUGGUUGCCUCUUUAUAAUAUUUCUACUUAUCUUUAGAAGCAAGGACAAAGCAAUAUGGAAAUAAUUAAACCAAAACCAACAUCAGGAGACUGUGAGGAAUUAUUUUCUCAUCCCCGUGCUGUUGUUUCAGAUGUGGAGGGAGUGUCAGACCAGGCUGUGGGUGUUUUCUAAACACUGGACUUUGGUUCUGGUCGCCAGCCACUGCAUAGGGCCUGGGUGCUCUGUGAUGAAAGAUUUAAAAAGCAUGUGACUACUUCUGCACUCAUUACUGCAGUGUGACACUAGUAUGAACCAGUAGAGGGAGACAAACUCCACCUCAACUGUUGGUAAAGUUACUAAACCAUAUGUAAACACAAUGUAAAUAGUAACUGUGACUGUAUAUACAGUAUGAGCUUGCUUGCCUUAUUCCUUCUCUGGGCUUAAAUCAAUUACAUUUUUCUUUUUUUUUAAUCAUUUGUGUGCUUUUCUUUUUAAAUUCUUGACAAAUCAAAUGUUCUGAAACCAGAAGAAGCUCAGACUUCAUCAGUUUGGACUUAGAAGUGAUUUAUUUUGUGUGUUUUUAAACAUGUUAACUUUUCUUUCUCUGUCUUUUCUCAUUAAGACAUUUUAACUCAUCUUCAUCACAAAGUAGGGAAUCUCUAGGCUGAGUCUAAAUUGAUGUUUGUACAUUCACAUCCUGCUAUGUACUACUACUACUGCUACUCAGACUGUUUUUAAUUUUUUCUUCAUAACUUAAUGUUUGCACUAAAUUAAAAAGAAGAUGGCACAUAAUUAAAAUACAUUUUGUCAAAUGAAGAUGCAAUCCUGCAUUUCUAUCGUUGUGCUCAUUCCAUUUUUGGAUAUUUAUUGUUUUUUUAUUUUCUGUUUAAUAUCAGUAUUGUAUACAGGUUAUGUUUAUUUGUAUAUUGUUUGUGCCAAUUCUCAAAGCUCCAUCUCAAAAAGGAUUACUGUACAUGUGCUGAGACAAUGGUAUCUAACAAGGUCAUGUAUCAGUAAUAAAACUACUAAUAAAGGAAACUAAAUCAGUGA
This is a messenger RNA of Dicentrarchus labrax (European seabass), 3480 nucleotides long. RefSeq names its product receptor accessory protein 2 (gene reep2). Gene Ontology annotation, cellular component: cytoplasmic microtubule; endoplasmic reticulum membrane; endoplasmic reticulum tubular network. NCBI's taxonomy places the organism in Eukaryota, Metazoa, Chordata, Actinopteri, Moronidae. Gene Ontology annotation, molecular function: microtubule binding; taste receptor binding. Gene Ontology annotation, biological process: endoplasmic reticulum tubular network organization. The record is from RefSeq and is a predicted model, not a curated record. The transcript has 8 exons. The coding region runs from base 224 to 1057 and encodes 277 amino acids.